AUGGUCCUUAUGUUAGUGCUGGAGGUAGGGGGGUUAAGCACUGGUAUGGGUACUGGGGAUAUGUGCUAACAGCCAAUAACUGGGUUCUAACUGUUGGAUAAGCUCCAACUUCGGAAAGGGUGGGUGCUGCUAUGUGUUCACUUUCAGCUAGUAGUACAGUGUGAAUGCUCUGUAUUAAGUUUAUAAUUUGAAGGUUGAAAGGGACUUCCAUUUGAACCAUUUGUUCUGCCUCUGAACUUCCAUGUACUUCCAAAAUAACGUAAUGUAUGUGUAUUUGUUCAUUUGCAUACUAUGUGUUUGUAUUUGUAGGUGUGUGAUAAUCUUUUGUUUAUGUGGAUAUCCCAGUGGUUUCUCUCAUCCUCUGUACCUUAGGGGGCUGUUCUAAGUUUGUACCACUGAUGCUAUAAUGUAAUGCCUCACUAUGAGUGAAAUCACUCUACAAUCUUCUCCCCAAAGACCAGGAUGUUCUCGCUUUCAAAGAAACAUGAAUACACAUAGAAUCCUAGCCUUCCCUUUGAUUCCCCUUAGACACAACUUUCAUAAUUAAUGUUUUUCACUGAGCUUGUGCGUGCAUGCGUACAGUAUGUGUGAGCACAUACUAUGCCUACAUUUGAAUAAAUGUCUGUGUUUUUGGGUUGGCUGAAUGUGUAUAGCAGUUCCUCUCAUGAGGUUUGUUUUAGUUUGCUUGUUUGUUUGUUAAUGUGACAGUCUAUUUCUCUCUCUCUAUCCUUCUCUUUAGGAACACUUCACUCCAGAGUGUAAGUUCAAAGAGAGUGUGUUUGAGAACUACUACGUGACCUACUCCUCCAUGCUCUACCGCCAGAGCCAGUCGGGCCGCUCCUGGUAUAUCGGCAUCAACCGCGAUGGACAGGUCAUGAAGGGCAACCGGGUGAAGAAGACCAAAGGUGCUGCACACUUCCUGCCUAAAGUUAUAGAAGGUUGGUCACGUGCCCUCCUGUCCAUGCUGUGCUGAAUUUUUGCCAAGACAGGGAUAUAUCAGAAAAGUAUUAAGUUAUUCUAGAUGUUGCAUGAUGCUUAUGUUCACCAUUGAAUACUCUUCAACUGUUUCUCUUAUCUGCCCCACAGUUGCCAUGUAUAAGGAGCCAUCGCUACACGAGCUAGUCAAUGAACAGAAAGAGAAAGAGAAAGAGAAAGAGAAAGAGAAAGAGAAAGAGAAAGAGAAAGAGAAAGAAGGCCCUGCCCGGAAGACAGUGAAGACGUCAGAAGAACGUCAUGAAAGAACAUUCUCCAUCAAGAACUGCAGGAAAGAAAAAAAAGCCCCCAAGGCUGAUGCCUCGUAG
This is a messenger RNA of Coregonus sp. 'balchen', 1301 nucleotides long. Lineage: Eukaryota; Metazoa; Chordata; Actinopteri; Salmoniformes; Salmonidae. The record is from the annotation of a GenBank genome assembly.